This is a messenger RNA of Trichobilharzia regenti, 2437 nucleotides long. The record is from the annotation of a GenBank genome assembly. NCBI's taxonomy places the organism in Eukaryota, Metazoa, Platyhelminthes, Trematoda, Strigeidida, Schistosomatidae.
GUAAUCUAAGCGCGCGCUCCUUGAAUACGACGUGCUUUUUCCUCUCCAACCGGAAAAUACCAAUUCUGUGAAUUAUCCGUUUGGGAAACCUGAUCUUCCUAGCCGGUGAAUUUAAUUCAACCAUUACUUACAUAGUAAAUCUCUGUGUGCUUCAGGUGCUACUUUUGUAGCAGCAUCUUCCUCACUCGUUCAGAGAAACAAGACUUGUUGGUCUACCACGUGAUUGCCGUGAAGCCGAUCAUUCAGAAAGUACUAGGACUAACUGGCGAAAGGAUCAACUCCAAUCACAGUAGUAACAGUCUUAACAUACCUCAUACUACAAACCACAUAUAAUUAAUCCCAGCACUACUCCCUUUGGAGUCAACCAAAGCUACGACAGUCGAGUGGCGGGACAAGCUACGCAGAAGUUUACCGAAGAUCAAGAACCUAUACCUCACAAUCAAGAAGCGAGCACAAAGAAAUCAAAUUGGUUUAUACUAGCUCGUAAAAACGAUAUUGGAUAUUGGAUAUUGAAUCAGGAUAUUGGAUAUUGGAUUUACGGACAAAAGUGGACGCUAAUUUAGGUUGUGCGUUACUACAUCUGUUACUCAAGUUGCUGGUAGCAGACAUUCUGUCCAGUUACACAGCAGUAUAUAUAUAUAUAUAUACAUAACUUUGAUGUCCUUUGAGGCAAAACUUACCACGCUAGUUUUCCUUUUGAUUAUUAUUCGCAGAUCGUGUGUAUCUGUCGAGAGUAAUAGGCCUUAUUUUGUCAACAUAGAUGAAAAUGACGCCGUCUGUAUGGAGUACCGGCAGAACGUGUCGUUGUAUAUAAAAGACAUAGUAUAUAAUAUGUCAUCAAACACUGCGCCCGUUUCAUUUUGUGGCUGGUGUGGUGGUGGAUUACAGCGAAUAAAGUCGAUUGUAGAAAACCGUGAAAUUCACAAUGCAGAUGGGAAGUCUUGCUACGAUCUUUUGACCAAUACAGAAAAAGGCACAAUCGACUCAAUUGAUUUUAUUUUUGAUAAAUGGAACAGUUCUUUUUGUUCCCACUGCUUGGAAGAAUCUGCUUUAUAUCAUAAUGUUAGUAUAUCAGACAGAUCAAUCUACAAGGUCAGACGAUCGAACAAUUCUUUGGGUAUAUUUUAUAAUUUGGAGGCCUACAGUGACAAAGUCAUUACUUUCUUUGAUAAACUGGAUGACACUUUGAAUUGUUUCAAUAAGUUUUUCAGUAUUCCUAACAUAUCUAUUCUCAAUGUAUUAAAUUUUCCUUCAUCUAAAAGUUUGAAUAUAAGUCAUCUGGUUUGUAAUAACUGUUCUACCGUGUACUACGCGUUGUUAGAUUUUUACAAUAAUCAACUUUUAAGAUAUAACACACUGGAGGGAGACCAUGGAAAACUCAAGGUACUAGCCCAAAAUGGUUAUCGUUUUGCUGUGUGCUUGGAUGUACAAGAUGCUAUAAAUCGUACUCAAUGGGCGUGGUACAAUUUGUUUCAAUGCCGAACUGAGGAGAUUAAUCCGAUUGGCUAUCUGUUACCAUUAUUAAUAUGUAUCGUUUUCUUGAUAACUUUCCAUGCUCUUGCUCAGUCAGUAUGUCGUCAUCCAGUUCAUCUAAUGGUAUAUAGACCAAAACGUGUUGAGCCUACAAUCAGAACACAGCAGAGACUUCUUAGUACGUCUUCAGUUACACAGGACCACACAUCAUUGGUCAGAACAUAUGGUAGCAUAGAAUCUGUGGUGGAGACUAAUUUAAUAAACAAAAACACAGUCACGAGAAGUUUGUCAUCGUCCUAACCACACCACCAUCUAACUGAUAUCCAUACAUACAGCACUGGAGGAUACACACACUGUAAACACCGAGAAGUAAUGAAAAACAACUUGGUGUACUAAACAAAACUGUUUUAAUGACUUUCACAAAAUGAUUCCAUAUUUUAUUUAUCCUUUUCACAGUCAAUCAAGCAAUUACCAAUCAAGAUUGUUAUAGUAUUUUCAAUUUCACCGAUUUUCUCUUCAAUAUGCUGAAGUAUAAAAUGACUGAAAUUAAGGAAAAUAAUUUAUGUACUUUUUUAAUUUUCGAAAAUUCCAACCAUCUUAUAAAUAAGAAAAAAAGGAUAUCUUUAUUGUUUACUUUGUCGAUCAUUUUUAUCAUGUUAUCUUGGAAUUGUUUCAAUACCUCAGUCAUCUACAGCAUUCGAUUUCAAUGUAAAACAAAUCGAAAUAUUACCAAACUGAAUAAUUCAUUAAAUCCCUCGUCCUCCGACAUUUGUAUAUUUAUAAAUAAACUUUUUGUCUACUAUAAAUACAAAUUAUCGAUUGGAUUCGUGUGAUUUUGAAUGAUCACCUGAUUCUUAAUUUUCACGUAUUUUACAGAAAACUUAACUAUUUCAGACGGUUUCUUGAUAGCAGAAAUCCAAAUCUAGAGAUUUAGAAGGUAAAAAAAAAUAACAGAGUAAAGAAU